GCGGAUGGCGUGGCAGGUGAGAGUGCCAGAGCUGGAGGACCGCCUGCAGUGCCCCAUCUGCCUCGAGGUCUUCAGGGAGCCCCUAAUGCUGCAGUGCGGCCACUCCUACUGCAAAGGCUGUCUGGUGUCCCUGUCCCACCACCUGGACUCCGAGCUGCGCUGCCCCGUGUGCCGGCAGGAGGUGGAUGGUAGCAGCUCCCCGCCCAACGUCUCCCUGGCACGGGUGAUUGAAGCCUUGCAGCUCCCCAGGGACCCAGAGCCCAAAGUCUGCGCGCACCACCGAAACCCACUCAGCCUCUUUUGCGAGAAGGACCAGGAGCUCAUCUGUGGCCUCUGCGGCCUGCUGGGAUCCCACCAGCACCACCGGGUCACCCCCGUCUCCACUGUCUACAGCCGAAUGAAGGAGGAGCUUGCGGCCCUCAUCUCUGACUUGAAGCAGGAGCAGAAAAAGGUGGAUGAGCAUAUCGCCAAACUGGUGAACAACAGGACCAGGAUUCUCAACGAGUCUGAAGUCUUCAGCUGGGUGAUCCGCCGUGAGUUCCAGGAGCUGCACCACCUGGUGGACGAGGAGAAGGCCCGCUGCCUGGGGGGAGUAGAGGGUCACACCCGUGGCCUCGUGGCCUCCCUGGACAUGCAGCUGGAGCAGGCCCAGGGCAAGCAGGAGCGGCUGGUCCAAGUUGGGCAUGUGCUGGAGCAGUUUGGUAACGAGAGUUACCACGAGUUCAUCCGGAACUACCACUCCAUGGCCUCCAGAGCAGAGCUGCAGCAGGUCCGGCCCUUGGAAAGUACAUUCAGCCCCAUCUCCUUCAAGCCAGGCCUCCACCAGGCUGACAUCAAGCUGACUGUGUGGAAAAGGCUCUUCCGCAAGGUUCUGCCAGCCCCGGAGUCUCUUAAGCUGGAUCCUGCCACUGCCCACCCUCUCUUGGAACUCUCUAAAGGCAACACGGUGGUGCAAUGUGGGCUACUGGCCCAGCGACACGCCAGCCAGCCUGAACGCUUCGACUACAGUACUUGUGUCCUAGCCAGCCGAGGCUUCUCCUGCGGCCGCCAUUACUGGGAGGUGGUGGUGGGUAACAAGAGUGACUGGCGCCUGGGGGUCAUCAAGGGCACAGCCAGUCGCAAGGGCAAGCUGAGCAAGUCCCCAGAGCAUGGCCUAUGGCUCAUUGGCCUGAAGGAGGGCCGGGUGUAUGAGGCCUUUUGCUGCCCGAGGGUGCCUCUGCCUGUGGCCAGCCACCCCCACCGCAUUGGCGUCUAUUUGCACUAUGAGCAGGGAGAGCUCACCUUCUUUGAUGCUGACCGCCCAGAUGACCUGAGACCACUCUACACAUUCCAGGCAGACUUCCAGGGCAAGCUCUACCCUAUCCUGGACACAUGCUGGCACGAACGGGGCAGCAACUCACUCCCCAUGGUGCUGCCCCCACCCAGUGGGCCCGGCCACCUCAACCCCCCACAGCCCAUCAAGCUGUAGAGUUACUCCCGAGGCUGCCUGCCCACAGGCCCUUCCCAUCUGCGCACGAGGACUUGAGGGAUUCUGCUGGGUCCAGGAAGCAGAGAUGACGUCUUUACUGUUUGGGGAGGUCUUCAUGCCUGUGUGUCCCUGGAAACAUUUAAAGAUAGGAAGAAAAGGACUAUAGUCCCCCAUCAGGCAGGGGUUUA
Molecule: messenger RNA, 1656 nt
Organism: Pteropus alecto (black flying fox)
Lineage: Eukaryota; Metazoa; Chordata; Mammalia; Chiroptera; Pteropodidae
Gene: TRIM50
Product: tripartite motif containing 50
Exons: 6
Coding region: 5-1468 (487 amino acids)
Molecular function (GO): protein binding; zinc ion binding
Source: RefSeq, a predicted model, not a curated record